AUGCUGCUGUGGCUUCUUUUGUUCUCCACUCUGGGUUUCGAGGCUUGGGGUGCUUUCUCCUGGGAUAAAACACAAGUCAAGAACUUGUCAGAGAGGCUCCAGGAUCUGUUUGUGAACAUCUCCAAGAUCACUGGCAAAGGCAGACUGGGUCUGUAUGAUGUCUCCACCAUGGUCUCUCGUAAGGAGUGGGGGGCAGGAGCUGUUGGCUGUAACGUCUCACUGACGAUGCCAGUGGGUUUCCUCGUCACACAUCACAUCCCUGGACUGGAGUGUCACGACCAGACUCUCUGCAGUCAGAGGGUGCGGGAGCUGCAGGCCCAUCACGUGCACAAGAACAGCUGGUGUGACGUGGCCUACAACUUCCUGGUUGGGGACGACGGCAAGGUAUAUGAAGGUGUCGGCUGGGGCAUGCAAGGCACGCACACCCGGGGCUACAACAACAUCUCCCUGGGUUUUGCCUUCUUCGGCACCAAGGAAGGCCACAGUCCCAGCCCUGCUGCCCUGUCAGCCAUGGAGAACCUGAUAGCCUAUGCUGUCCGGAAGGGCCACCUGUCACCCUUGUACGUUCAGCCAUUUCUUGUGAAAAGCGAGAACUGCCUGGUCCCUUUACAGAAGGCAAGCCCCAAGAAAGCUUGCCCUGGCAUUGUGUCUCGGUCUGCUUGGGGGGCUAGGGAGGCCCACUGCCCCAAGAUGACCCUCCCAGCUAAGUAUGUCAUCAUCAUCCACACCGCCGAGAGAACCUGCAACAUGUCUGAGGAAUGCCGCCUGCGGGUCCAAACUAUGCAAUCCCUCUUCAUUGACAGAUUUGACUAUUGUGACAUUCCAUAUAACCUCCUUGUGGGCCAAGAUGGUGCCAUUUAUGAAGGAGUGGGCUGGAAUGUCCAAGGCUCCCACACUCCUGGAUACAAUGACAUUGCUUUGGGUAUCGCCUUCAUGGGCACCUUCUCAGGUACCCCACCCAACGCCGCCGCGCUGGAUGCAGCUCAGACCCUGAUCCAGUGUGCAGUGGACAAGGGGUACCUGACUCCCAACUACCUGCUGGUGGGACAAGGUGAUGUUAUGAACACUCUGUCUCCUGGGAAGGCUUUGUACAACAUUAUCAGCACAUGGCCCCACUUCAAACAGUGA
Molecule: messenger RNA, 1128 nt
Organism: Pteronotus mesoamericanus
Lineage: Eukaryota; Metazoa; Chordata; Mammalia; Chiroptera; Mormoopidae
Product: peptidoglycan recognition protein 4-like
Exons: 8
Coding region: 1-1128 (375 amino acids)
Biological process (GO): peptidoglycan catabolic process
Molecular function (GO): zinc ion binding; N-acetylmuramoyl-L-alanine amidase activity
Source: RefSeq, a predicted model, not a curated record